AUGGCGGUAUUAAAGGCAUGCAGUGCUCUAGUGACAGGGGCCAACCGAGGCUUGGGUUUAGAAAUGGUCAAGCAACUCCUGGAGGCUCGUUGCUCAAACAUUUUUGCUGCAUGUCGUGACCCAGAUGGACCAAAUUCUGAGACACUGAGAGAACUGGCCAAAAAGCAUCCAGGUGUUAUCUCCCUUGUGCAGCUUGAUGUUGCUGAUCAAUGCAGUAUCAAAGAGUCUGCCAAAAAAGUUGGUUCUCUGCUGGGGAAGAACGGCUUGAACCUGCUUGUGAAUAAUGCUGCAGUGUUGCCACAAAAAACCUUGCUGACCGCCACUGUUGAGGACAUGCAAAGCACCUUCAACACCAACGUGAUAGGACCUUUAUUUGUCAUUAGGGAGUACCUGCCGUAUCUGCGUACAGCAGCUAAAGCCAAGGGCAAACCAGGGAUGUCAUGUGAUAAAGCAGCUGUGAUCAACAUCUCCACGGAUUCAGCGUCUAUGAGCAUCAUGCCAGUACUGAAAGAACCAUUCCCAUUCUUCCCAUACAGCAUCAGCAAGGCUGGUCUUAACAUGCUGACUAUAUAUACCGCAAGGGACUUAAAGGCAGAUGAGAUCCUCUGCAUUUCCAUUCACCCAGGAUGGGUGAGAACGGACAUGGGGGGAGAUAAGGCGCCUAUUGAUGCCAGAGAAAGUGUGGAGGGAUUGAUGCGUGUCAUUGGCAGCCUUACUGAGAAGCAGAAUGGUGCAUUCUUAGACUACACUGGAAAAACAAUGCCCUGGUAAACCAAAAAAAAAAUUUAAAAGAGGAACUUUAUCAAAGGGCUGAUCCAGAUGACCUAAUAUAAAUAAAAUAAGCAUAGUCAUUAAUGUUUAUGACAUGUUCAUCUUCAUUCUCCGUGUGUUCAAUACAAUAAACAAUACCACAAUAUUGUGUCUACACUGGAAAAACAAUGCCCUGGUAAACCAAAAAAAAGUUCAGCUAAGGGCUGAUCCAGAUGACCUAUUUUACCUAUUAGAAAUAAAGUGAUAAGUCAUUAAUGUUUGACAUGUUCAACUUCAUUCUCCGUGUGUUCAAUUCAAUUAAACAAACUUUAUGUGCUGUAUAAUUUGCCAUUCAUCAUUUAAAAAAAACACCAUCACAACACAUAUUUAGUAUUUAAUGUUAAGUGUUUUCUGACAGCAUUUCUACAGUAAGCAAGCAAUAUGGGAUGGGACUUAAAGAUACUUAAUCAGUCUUUUUACAUUUUGAUCAAUAUCCUUAAAUUUUAUAAACUAUUACAUAGAUCUACUGAGUUUACCAAGCUGCUACUUCUACUAAUCUUAGCAUUGUGAAGAGAGCAAUAAA
Onychostoma macrolepis is the source of this 1333-nucleotide messenger RNA. Its product is annotated as C-signal-like. NCBI's taxonomy places the organism in Eukaryota, Metazoa, Chordata, Actinopteri, Cypriniformes, Cyprinidae. The transcript has 6 exons. Bases 1 to 771 code for a protein of 256 amino acids. The record is from RefSeq and is a predicted model, not a curated record.